This is a messenger RNA of Stegodyphus dumicola, 1496 nucleotides long. Its product is annotated as Na(+)/H(+) exchanger protein 7-like. Gene Ontology annotation, molecular function: potassium:proton antiporter activity; sodium:proton antiporter activity. Gene Ontology annotation, cellular component: plasma membrane. Lineage: Eukaryota; Metazoa; Arthropoda; Arachnida; Araneae; Eresidae. Gene Ontology annotation, biological process: sodium ion import across plasma membrane; potassium ion transmembrane transport; regulation of intracellular pH. The record is from RefSeq and is a predicted model, not a curated record.
UGAAUCGAAUAAACAAUGUUAGGAAAAAAAUUAUUUUUCAUUCGAAAAUUUUUUAAUGAUUUAAAAAAAGUAUUAUCUAAAGCAGCUUUCUUUAUUACAUGCCUUCAUUUCCUUAGGGAUCAUUUUGCUCACCUCUAUGGUCCUGCUGCUGCAAUAGAAGAUCACAAACCGCUUUUGUUACACAAAGUAUCCACAGAAGAGGACGACAUUUUGGAAGUACUCCCUCCAGUCGCCGAAGAGGAGGAAGAAGAAGCAGAACAGAGAGAUGAAGCUGACAUUCAAAAGUUAAGGCGGCAUAGUACGAAAUUCGAUAUGCAGGAGCCCGAUGAGGCUAAACCUCUGAGGUCCAAAAAAACUGGUCGUUCCAUCGUAAAAUUUGCGAUUGGGGCUGCCAGGCAUCUUCGGAUACCAAUACCGGAAAGAAAUUCUGAAGCUAGCGCUGUUCCAAAGCGUCCUCCACUCCUGAAGCGUCAAACUACACUGGCAUUGUUUGCAAAGCCUCCUGAAGAAGAUGCAUCAAGAGUAUUGCAAAAAGCACUUCUCGACAACCCCUACAACAAGUUUCAUCACAAGUAUAAUCCGAAUUUAGUGUAUGAUGAGGACCAAGACAUGACAGCUCACUUGAGAAAACGACGCCUACGUGCAAGGAGGCUGACAAUGUUAGCUAUGCACAAUAAUAGCUUAGGUACACCUGAAAGAAGACUAUCAUCCACUGAUGAAGAACCCGCUAUUAAUAAUCCACUAGUACCUCUAGCAGCGUCGUUCUUCAUAGAAAGAGCGCAAAGGCGCAGAGCUUUGAGAAAAGACAUUCCAAAAGAAGCUUCAGCAGAGGCAGUGCCAACACAAAUAAGCUAACUAAACUAGAAAGGCAAAGUGCCAUUUCAGGAACACGAGAUUCUAAUGGUGUGCUCACUAUUGGGGGAGAAGAUGAAACAAAUGUAGAAAUAGAGAUCAGACCAGCCCAAGAAGGAUCAGAUAAACGUGAACACAGGAAAUCUACGGAAUCUGAAGUGUAAUGAUUUUCCAUUUUAAUGCGGUUUAAACUGCAUCUGUCAAGUAAAGUACUUUGAUAAACUUGUGGAGCGUAAACUUUAGGCAAUGCGAUGAACAUUACACAUCUUUAAAGCAAAUGUAAUAAGGUUUCUAUACAAACCCAAAGGACAGCAUAGGAUGAAACCAAAGCCAGUUUUAAUUCAUUCCUGUCAACAAUGUCUAAAAUUAGGAUUAUAAAUCAGAAAAAAAUUAGUUGAUUUAUUAUCUAAGAAACCAAAAACAAAAGGUUAAAAAUUAUAUGAUUCAUCAAAUGCACUGCCUUAUUUUCCGACAUGUAAUUUGAGGUUUCAGGCCAGAAAUUUAUCUUCUGAAGAGUCUAAUCAACUUAUACGCCAGGUAUAAAAUAAUAAUUUAUAUUUGUAUUUGGUAACCAAGUUAAUGAAUGUAUUCAAUAAAAGUGAUUAAUUAUUUAUUUAUCAUUCCAAAUAAAACAUUAAGCAAAA